UUUCACAGGUAAACUAUUAUUACAAGGAUUUUAUGAAGUUUAUGAUUACUGCAUAAAGUUUCUGAACACGAGCCAGCCAGGUGACAUGGUUUCCAUUUCUUAUGUACUGCAGUCAGCUCAGCACCAAAGCAUUCUGAAGAAAUGUUUCCCAGUGGUGCUCUGCUGUCUCUACCUGCUCUUCAGAACCGGAGGGAAGGAUCAUUAUUCUCAGCUCAUCUUGUUAGGCCUGAUUUUCUCCUUGGGAGGUGAUGCCUGUCUCAUUUACCCUAACCUAUUCAUUCCAGGGAUGGCGUUGUUUGCUGGUGCUCACGUGUGUUACAUCUUGGCUUUCGGAUGGCACCCCUUAAAUUGGACUUACCUUCUUUUCAUCCUGCCUCUUGAAGGAAUUGUUUGUGCAAUACUUUUACCCAAUCUGGAUGAGAAACAGAAGAUCUUUGUUCCCAUUUAUAUGAUGUUACUUGGCACCAUGGUUUGGAGGGCCGUCAGCCGAAAAUAUGAUUCUGCCAGCGGACGCUAUAGUGCCAUAGGAGGUGUGAGUUUUAUGGUGUCAGACUGCGUGAUUGGGCUUGACACGUUUGUUCAGCACGUGUCCUGGUCCAGUGUAUUCAUCAUGACAUCCUAUUACAUUGCCCAAAUUCUCAUCACUCUCUCAGCCACAGAAUUGUAAGCUAUAAAUACCAAAAAGUCCAGUUAACUAAAUGUACCUUUACAAAACGUUUUAAAGUCCCAAUAGCACAAGAUGUUAUUAAAUCAAACUUCUCAAGUGUAUAAAGCAGAUUAAAACAAAUGUUCUUAAAAACUAAACAUUUUAGAUGUUAAGUCUAUCUAUCUUUCUAUCUAUAAAGCUCUUUUCACUUUAAUGGACACAACCUAGAUGGAGAACAAAGGUUAAGGUAAAAACUACAACUUAUUAAGAAUUAAGGCAGAACAAUUCAGAAAGCCGUCACCAUUUAACAUGCCCUGGAUCAACAUCAAACUGUUGGCUGAGUCUCCUUUAUGAUGGAUGCUGCCCAUUUUACACAGAACAAGAAAUGUGUUUUUCCAAUAUCUCUCAUUUAGCGCAUUCACAUGCUCUUUUCCUUUGGACAAAUUGAUGUUCUCCUAAUUUCUUUAUCCUACUGUCACAUUAGAUUUAAAUGUUCAGGCUUAUUGCAUGCCGUUAUUAUAUUACUUAAGUAUGAUGCAUACUGUUAUGGAAGAUUAUUAGUGCCAAAAUUAAAUGCAAUCCAACAUGUUAACUACAUUGAAAUGCAAUACUUAUCCAAAUGGGACUUUUGAUUUUGUUUAGUUUGAUCAUGUCAUAUUUAAAAAUGAUUAACUGCUUUUCACUACAGUAUGCAAUUUUAUUGUCAGUUUAAUAUUUCAUUUUAAUUCAAGUCUACUAAUUGCAUGUUAUGAUUAAAAGCAAAGAAGACAUAUUGCAUUUCGCUUAGCGGCAGCUUUGCAUGUAUUGUAUUCAAUUCGAGACCAGGCUUUAAUUGGGCCAAAGCUAAAAGUCAUCAUAUGACCUAUUAGCAUGAAAAGGUGGGGUAAGGGGUGUCAACAGUUAGGAAAAGAGGUGUUCAACUUCUAAACGUUUCUGUAUUCUUGUGAGGAGCACAAGUUUAGUCAAUAUGGACUGUGGAGCGGUUAACUGAAAUGGUGAAAUAUAUGUUCUAGGUCUCAGUGAAAAAGUUUACUCUUUUGUUAAGUUACCUCAUUUUUUUUAUAUACAUGUUAAAUUAAGCAGUGCAGUUAAAUUUUUGAGGUGUGGGUUGUUACCAAUUUUAACUAAAUAAUAAAUAUAGUGAAACAUUUGUUAGUAUCACUGUACUUGUUUUUUUUUUGUAUCUUUUAAUUCAUACCGUCUUUGAUAACCUCAUAUUAUAUGGUGUGGCCAGAGAUCGCCCAACCCCAGACACAACUUCACAGACACAAGUCCUCUUAAAAUAAAAAUGGUUUAUUUUACAGCUACCUUCAACAAAGGUUGCAGAAGUGCAAUAAACACAAAUCUUUCUAUGCUCUCUCUUCCUUCUCUUCUCCUCUACACCUCACAGGCAAACUUUGUCCACUUCUACCUGACUCUGCCUCACCUGGAUGAAGUCAAGCGGCUUCUUUUAUAUAGGACCUGGGAGGACUUCCAUUGCUAGGGCAUAGCCCAAUGGAAGCACUUCCGGGUCAAACAGAAGUCCCAUAAAGCAGGGAUGGAAAAUCCCUGCAGCACCCCUUAGCAGCCCCCACAAAACUCAACAAGGCUGUUCUACAGCACUGCAAUAAACAGAGGCAACACUGUCUAAGGAAGCGAUCUCCAAAUGUCUCUGUGGAGCCUGUAGUUCUGCCAGGUUAUCUCCCCCUGUCCUUCCAAUAUAGUGGUCACCCGGCUGGGUAUUGUUCCUGGGUCCAACCCAGUCAGGAUGCCCACGUGCCCACAAUCCUGUUGAUGCCUUUUGCCUACUUUAAUGAGUGAUUUGCUCUGUUUCUUGUGCCGUCAUGAGGCUGACCUCCUGUCCUGUUAAGGGACCAUGCUGCAUCCUGGCUAGGACACCAACACAUGUGCGCCGUCCAUCACAAUCGUUUUUCCAUCCUUUUGACACGCUAUUAUCAAGUACAACACACUCAUGAUGGGAACACCUCUUUCUCCAACUGUUGACGCCCAUUGCCCCACCUUUUGAUGCUGAUUGGUCAGUUGAUUACUUGUAGUUUUGGCACAAUUAAAGCAUGGUCUCAAAUCAAAAUGCAAUACACGCAAAGGUACCACUAAGUAAAAUGCUUUACUUUUAAUUAUGACUCUAAUUACGAUGCAAUUUUUCCCCAAAACAUAUGCUCUUCACUUUAAGGUUAAGUAAUUUAUACUUGACUUUAGAUAACCUCACCAAGCUCUGACUCCCCAUUAAAUUAGUAAGCUUUGCAUCAGUUCUUCAUUGCGGAAUCAAUGAGUAGUCUCUUUGGAGCCAGUGAUUCGGACCAAAUAUAUCUAAUAGUAUAUAAUGUAUCAUUUUAAAUUAUGUACAUAUUCAGUAUCUUCUCUGUGAGCUAUGAUAUGAGAGCGAUUAUAGAACUUAAGUAUAACAAAGAUCUCCUACUCUGUAAACAGCAAUGAAAUAAACUGGAAUGGUAUGUGGUA
Erpetoichthys calabaricus (reedfish) is the source of this 3103-nucleotide messenger RNA. RefSeq names its product lysoplasmalogenase-like. Gene Ontology annotation, cellular component: membrane. The transcript is spliced from 3 exons. The coding region runs from base 86 to 667 and encodes 193 amino acids. The record is from RefSeq and is a predicted model, not a curated record. NCBI's taxonomy places the organism in Eukaryota, Metazoa, Chordata, Cladistia, Polypteriformes, Polypteridae.